AUGGUGUCCCCGCGCCAGGAGAUCCGCCCACAUGAUGAACACGGACUUACAACCAUAGCAGGUCACGUUAACGGUACUCUCAAGAGAUAUUCAUGUUCUGUGUAUUUUCUGAGUAAAAUGGCCGAAUGCUCAUAUAGGCAGCUGAAAGACGUACCCAAUAACCUCAUCAAUGAUCUCCGUUCGCUUGAUCUGUCGUCAAACUUCAUCCGAAGCCUCUGGAAUACGUCUUUCCUCAGGUACUCUCUCUUGGAGAAGUUAGACCUGUCUAACAAUCUCAUCGGCUUUAUCGAUUUAGCGACUUUCUUUCCUGUAGACCAACUGACCAGCUUGACCCUAAACCAUAACCCCAUUUUCACCCUACCCGGAAGUGAUAUCUUUCAGGAGUCCAAACGGUUGUCGAGUCUGUCCCUCAAAUAUUGCAAUUUAUCAUACUUCCCGAAUGAGACCCUCGGAUUCUUACCUCAGCUACAGAGCCUUGAUUUAAGGGGGAAUGAACUAACGUAUAUCAAUAUUUCGAAGUGCCCCAAAAGAACACUAAAUCAGGUAGUUUUCAGUGGUAACGCAUUUCAAGAAAUAUCAGCUGAUGUUCUAAAUUUCCCUUGCAGGACAGGGCAGCUCUAUCUAGGUGGGAAUAAUUACAGGAAAAUUGAUGCCGAUGUUGUUGCUGAGUUUCCCAUUUUUGUUCUGGUACUUGAGUUUACAACACUGAACCCAGAAGUAUGGAAGGAUUUGUUUACGGGUAUCGCUCAAUCUGAGAUAGUUGGAAUGUAUCUGCUUAUGGCAUUCAACGAUGUCUCUCGUGACUUCUUUGACCCAUUGCGUGGUAAAAGGCUUUCCUACCUACUACUGCAACAAAAGGCUUACCCGUUCCAGUGUUACCCAUCCAUCUUUGCUAAUCUAACAUCCGUUUAUAAUAUGGCACUGUGGACCUUUCAUAUAGGAGUUCUGGAGCCUGCUUUCUUUGAUGGCAUGAAGGAACUUCGAAUCCUUACAUUUAGGCGCACACAGAUAGAGCGAGUAAAUCUUUCAGGGUCAUCUUGGAAGAUUGAUCUUCGGGAACUGAAUUUGUCAGAGAACAAUCUUAGGAAUUUGGGUCCAUUUGCCUUUAAAGCAGUCUUCUUCGCUGUCAUUUUCGUUAUCUUCAUCAUCUUCGUGUACCACUUCAGAUGGCAACUGAGGUACAAACACUUCCUUCUCCGACUCGCCAUUUUGGGCUACAGAGAAAUCCUGGACAAAAACGAUCGCGAGGAUUACGAUUUUGACGUCUACGUCAUAUCGACAGAUGAUGAUGAGAAUUGGAUUCACGACCAACUGAAACCAUCUUUUCAGAGAUUCUUGCCGUACUACAAGCGAAGCAGAAACGUCUUCACGGAAGAUGAUCUUCCCCUUGGCAUGCAUCGCACGGAAGCCGUAGAUCACGUCUUAACAAGAAGCUUUAAGAUUCUUGUAUUAGUAAAUAAAGCUGCCUGCGCUGAUGACUGGUUUCUGACAUGUUUCCGUAUGGCAAUGGAUCAAGUAGCCGAUACUCAGACAGAGAACAUCAUAGUGGUCUUCCUGGAGAACAUUGAAGAAGAUGAGAUGCCAUUAAAUGUCAGAUUGUACAUGGGAGGCCAAGGGCCAUAUGUAGAAUGGGUGGAAGAUGAUGAUGAGGGACAGAAAUACUUUUGGAAACGUUUGGAGAAAUGUCUGUCUGUAAACCGUAAACGUAACCAUCUCAUACCUGCAGAAUGA
This is a messenger RNA of Strongylocentrotus purpuratus (purple sea urchin), 1731 nucleotides long. RefSeq names its product toll-like receptor 13. Gene Ontology annotation, molecular function: protein binding. The record is from RefSeq and is a predicted model, not a curated record. Gene Ontology annotation, biological process: signal transduction. Lineage: Eukaryota; Metazoa; Echinodermata; Echinoidea; Camarodonta; Strongylocentrotidae. The transcript has 2 exons. Bases 1 to 1731 code for a protein of 576 amino acids.